GGCAGGGAGCUGGACAGCAGGCCCACGAGGAACGGUGUGGGAGUGCACACGAUGUCCAGCAUGGCCGACGGCAGCACAGGGAUGUAAGUGUGCUGCCACACAAAGGGGUAGAGCAGCGCCACGACAGCAUGGCAGCACUGGGAGAGAGUACUGCAAGAAAAGACACAGGGAAAUGAGUGGAGGACCAUCAGAUGAUGUUGUGGCAGAGAGAGCUACAGAAAUGCCUGUCAUUCCCCUCCUGUCCUGCGGGGGGCAGCAGUGCGCCUCUCGGCUCUGCUUGGCAGCGACGUCCGUGACACCAGAGUGCACAGUAAACACAAGCCGUCGCCACAACGAGAGCAAGCUGGCAAACAACUACAUGAGCAGAAAGUGAUGUGCUUGUACCAUCUGCCAUAGCGGGACUCUAUAGCUGAACCCCCUCCCUGUCCUGUUGCUGUUCCUCCUGAAGACCUCCACCACUUCCUCCUUUCCUGUCCUCCACCUCCACUUCUUCCUCCCCCUAGCCGCCCCUGUGAUGCCUCCCUCGUGCUGUGGCUGCCUGUCACAGUACACUCAUCACCAUCUGGUUGCCUUCCUCCUCACCUUCUUUAGCUAUGUGCUGCUGCAUGCUUCCAGGAAGACGUUCAGCAAUGUGAAAGUCAGCAUUUCCGCCCAGUGGACGCCAACGUUUACAAAUGGCAGCCAAGCAGCCUUUUCUCCCGGCGAGACAUGGGAGGGCAAUCAUCUGUUUGCAGAUAAAGAGCAGGCCACUCUGUUCCUGGGAGCUCUGGACACCAUCUUCCUGUUCUCGUACGCAGUGGGUCUGUAUUUCAGCGGUGUGAUUGGGGACCGAGUGAACCUGCGCUACGUGCUCUGCGUCGGCCUGUGUGGCUCUGCUGCAGUGGAGUUUCUGUUUGGCACUCUCACCGAAUGGCUCAAAAUCUACAACGUCUAUCUGUACUGCGGGCUGUGGGUGCUGAACGGCCUGCUGCAGUCCGCUGUGUGGCCCUGCGUCGUGGCCGUCAUGGGGAACUGGUUCGGCAAGACGGGGCGUGGCUUUGUGUUCGGCCUGUGGAGCGCCUGUGCCUCCGUAGGAAACAUACUGGGGGCUUUCCUGGCUUCUAGCGUACUCAAGUAUGGAUACGAGUACGCCUUCUUGGUGACCUCGGUGGUGCAGUUUGCCGGUGGGGUGGUGGUGUUCUUCGGCCUGCUGACCUCCCCGAAAGAAGUCGGGUUGUGCUUGGAGUCAGAGACUGGACUGAGUCCGGUGGAGACGGACACGGACAGCCACAGGCCUUUGAUGAGCGACGAGGAGGAUGACGCCGAGGUGGAGGUGUACGACAAACAUUACCACUCAAUUCAAGAGCCGGAGGAGGAUCCUCUGGCGGAGGCCCCUCAACCCGUUACCUUCUGCCAGGCCUUCUGUCUGCCUGGAGUGCUACCGUAUUCCCUGGCUUAUGCGUGUCUGAAGCUGGUCAACUACUCCUUCUUCUUCUGGCUGCCUUUCUACCUGACCAACAACUUUGGCUGGAAGGAGGCCGAUUCCGACCGCCUGUCUGUGUGGUACGAUGUCGGAGGAAUCCUCGGAGGGACCAUUCAGGGUUUGAUUUCUGACUUAAUGGGAAAGAGAUCCCCGGUGUUGGCCGUCAGUCUGGCACUAGCGAUUGGAGCCCUGGUGGGGUACAGCCACUCGCCUAGUGACCAGGUGAUAAACGCCGUGCUGUUGACAGCAACGGGCUUCUUCAUUGGCGGUCCGUCUAAUAUGAUCAGCUCGGCCAUAUCUGCUGACCUGGGGAGACAGGACGCUCUGAGGGGGAGUCAGAAGGCUUUGGCUACAGUCACCGGCAUAGUGGACGGAACAGGAAGUAUAGGAGCCGCUGCGGGACAGUACCUGGUGUCGCUGAUAGAGAGCAAGCUGGGCUGGAUACAAGUCUUCUACUUCUUCAUCGCCAUGACGGCGGGCAGCAUUGUGUUCAUUACUCCCUUGCUCCACAAAGAAGUGCGUGAGAUGUGGAGGGAAAGACAAGCGCUGCGUCGCCAGCUGUGAACGCGCCACCAGCCAUCAUGUUGCUACUCUUAUCAAGCUCAGCUCACAAACUGCCCUUGUUAGGUGAGUUUUUGGAGGUGGAAAAACAUCCGGGAUGUUGUUCCACACAGCCAGGAUGGUUAACACCCUUGGGCGCAGGCACAGAGCACAACACCGCAGUCUCAUCCUGUCACUAAAAGCCUAAAAAUGUAAAUGCUAAAUUAUUUUAGUGUGAAAACAAAGAUACACAGUUUUAAAGUGCCAGAUUUUAAAAAUGUACUUUUAAAAGGGACGAUGCUGUCCAAUCUGAGCCGUCACACACAGGAUUUAAAUGGAUGUAAAAAUAAAAUAGGCAUUUUAGAUAUGAAGUUCUUAAGAUCAAGCCCUCUGAGACUAUCUGGGGGCUUCAGUUGCCUAAAGAAUGUGAAUAAUAAUUGUAAUGUAUAAAUUGAUUGUCAGCUUUUGUAGAUAUGUAUGAUAUUUUUUGGUCCGGAUGAAUAAUAUUGCACUGUAGUCCAGUAAUAAGUCUUAGAGAUUUUAGCGAACCUCUCAGAUCUUAGCAGGGUUUUGGGAAGCUUUCCACGCGCAGCCACUUGAUUUGUCUUUUGUACAGUUUUGUGUAAUCAGGUUACUGUUUAAGGGGACUGGUUCUCUCAUUUCUCUUUGUGAUAUGUCAGUCAGUGAUUGAUAUAUGCUUAUUCCUUUUUUAAGUUUCAUGGUCUUAAGUCACACGCAGUUGUUGUAAAAACACACACUUUCACAAACACCUUUUUAAAGGACAGAAACACAGUUCUGUAGAAAAAUCCACCAAGCUUAUUUCACACACUAUUGCACAUUGAAGUGUAAACUGCUUACUGACAUUUUAGAAAAAACACAGCUGCACAUUUGCACGUUUGUUUGGGGAGAUGAUCAUAAAACACCAGCUGUAUGCAGGUUAAUGUUUUAGCAUUGUGAAAAAACUGCUUUCAUUUAAACAAGAUCAUUUUGGUUGAAAUCUGUCAAAAAGAUACUUUCAUCUGUGAUUUUGCAGACCACUAUAGCCAACAGAAAAAACAAGUAGUUUGCUCCCCUGCUUAUUACCACUUGAAGUGCUUUUAGAAUCUGGAAACUUUCACAUCAGGGCUUCUUUGUGUCGUCAUCGCUGAUGUGAGACGGGUUCCUUACGUUAAACCUAGAGCACCGGAGCUAAAAAUGAGAGUUGAUUGUGUAAAAGAAUGUCAAUUGAAACCCAUGUGGAAUGUGUAACAUGAUCUGUCUUUGUUUUAUCUUUAUUUAUGUGUACUUUUCAACUUUUAACUCAUGUAAAUGCAAAUUUUCAUUUUAAAUAAAUGCAAAUUACAUUUUGUAAA
Molecule: messenger RNA, 3354 nt
Organism: Eleginops maclovinus (Patagonian blennie)
Lineage: Eukaryota; Metazoa; Chordata; Actinopteri; Perciformes; Eleginopidae
Gene: slc37a3
Product: solute carrier family 37 member 3
Exons: 15
Coding region: 515-2026 (503 amino acids)
Biological process (GO): transmembrane transport
Cellular component (GO): endoplasmic reticulum membrane
Molecular function (GO): transmembrane transporter activity
Source: RefSeq, a predicted model, not a curated record